AUGCCCAGGUUAAGUAACUAUGACCAUCAGAGGAUGGGCGAAUUGGCAUUUCAGAAUUUUGGCGAGAAACGAUCUUCGAGCUCUGUAAGGGCCUACGAGAAUAUUUCUUUCUGGGAUGAAAUGGUAGAAUUGGCACGAAUUUUUGGCAAUAUUCAAGAUCUGAAUAGGGAAUUGGUGAUGGGGAAGUUGUUGCAAUAUGAUGAUUUGAUAAAUCGAGUGACAGAUCUGUCCAGUCAACUCGAAAGUUGGUACACAAGCCUACCAGAACACAUAAAAUUUAGUGAAGAGAAUCUCGAUAGAUUUAGAGGUGUGGGAGUGGCCCGUACUUUUCUCGCAUUACACAUAGGCUAUCAUCAUUAUGGCUCGAUUCUGUACUUUCAGUUUCUUGAUGAAACCCAGUCACCAACCGAGGUUAGAAAGCAUUUCUCCUCAUUAUGCGCAUACCAUGCCUUUUCACUUAGUAGACUGAUAAUGCUAAGUUCACAUCCGAAAAGAGAGUGCAUGCCUCUAUACAAUGCAGUUGGCCACUGCGUCGUUGUAUCAUCAUCGGUAUUGCUUCAUAAGCUUUUAUUUGGAGAGGUCGAAGAGAUUCCGACUACGAGGGAUCACCUUGAAUCUAAUUUUGCAGCGCUAAUACUGCUAAGAAAAUAUUGGUCUAAUAUCGACACCAUGAUAAAUCGCUUGCAGGUGUUCCAAAACGCCUGUAAGUUGUCCAGUGACAAAGCAUUCCAGCUAGAUAAUCGAAUGUUAAGGUUUCUUCUUCAAUAUUCCAUGUCGGUAGAAGAAAAAACAGAUGUCGACACCUUUAUUGAGCAAUCAAACAAGAUCGAUAGGCAUAUCGGUAUUGGAGAUAGUUUGAUGGCGUCAUUGCUAGAGUCGCAACAAAGUAAUUAA
Molecule: messenger RNA, 894 nt
Organism: Sugiyamaella lignohabitans
Lineage: Eukaryota; Fungi; Ascomycota; Dipodascomycetes; Dipodascales; Trichomonascaceae
Exons: 1
Coding region: 1-894 (297 amino acids)
Cellular component (GO): nucleus
Source: RefSeq, a predicted model, not a curated record